Molecule: messenger RNA, 690 nt
Organism: Antechinus flavipes (yellow-footed antechinus)
Lineage: Eukaryota; Metazoa; Chordata; Mammalia; Dasyuromorphia; Dasyuridae
Gene: MTFP1
Product: mitochondrial fission process 1
Exons: 4
Coding region: 107-604 (165 amino acids)
Biological process (GO): mitochondrial fission
Cellular component (GO): mitochondrion
Source: RefSeq, a predicted model, not a curated record
UCGGCCGCCGUGUAAUUUGCUGACGCUCCCCAGCCGGGCCGGAGAGAACGUCCUUCAGGGCCGGGGCCGGUGACCAGCACCGCGGCCGCCCGCUCCCGCGCGCACCAUGCCGGACCCUGCCCGAGAUGCCCAGCCCGACCUCUACCGCGACACGUGGGUGCGCUACCUGGGUUAUGCUAAUGAAGUGGGAGAGGCCUUCAGAGCUAUCGUGCCCACCUCGCUGGUGUGGCUGAGUUAUGGCGUGGCCAGCUCCUACGUGGUGGCCGAUGCUGUGGACAAGGGCAAGAAGGCCGGAGCUGCCGUGAGCCCAGAGACAAGCAAGACCACCAAGAUGGCGGUGGCCGUGGUGGACACCUUCGUCUGGCAGGCGCUGGCCUCGGUGGCCAUCCCGGGCUUCACCAUCAACCGUCUGUGCGCCGCUUCUCUCUACGUCCUGGGCAGAGCCACCCGCUGGCCCCUGGCUGCCCGCAAGUGGACGACCACGGCCGUGGGACUCAUGGCCAUUCCCGUCAUCAUCCACCCCAUCGACAGGUCAGUGGACUUCCUGAUGGACUCCAGCCUCCGGAAGAUCUACCCUUCCCAGGAGAAGCCCAGCUCUGCUUGAUGCAUCUGCCCCGUCUUGGACCAGCCCUGCCCGCAUGCCACCUGACAUCCCGUCCUCCUGGGGGAGCCGGGCCCGCACUCCUCGAC